Morone saxatilis (striped sea-bass) is the source of this 1271-nucleotide messenger RNA. RefSeq names its product transmembrane protein 196. Lineage: Eukaryota; Metazoa; Chordata; Actinopteri; Moronidae. Bases 133 to 699 code for a protein of 188 amino acids. The transcript has 5 exons. The record is from RefSeq and is a predicted model, not a curated record.
AUAACAAUAUUCUUUUCCAGGCGGGUAUGAAGCAGUAGAGCCGCGCCGCCCUUCGGAGCUCCGAAAAGCGGACUCCUCAUUCGUCCUCUGCCCGCCUCCUCCUGCUGGAGCUGGAGAGAUGCCCGGGGCAGGAUGUGCUCCAGCCGCAAGAUCCUGUGGAGCCUGCUCCUGCUGUCCGUGGUGGAGGUGGGCCUGGGUGUGGCGAGCAUCGUCCUGGGAGCCGUGGGCAUUAGCGGGGUCCAGGGCAAACCGCAGCAGGGCGACACGUCCCCGGUGUGGAGCGGACUCUGUUUUCUGGUCUGUGGGAUGUGUGGAGUGCUGUGUGCUCGAAAGAGGACAGGUCUUAUUAUGAUCCUAUUUUCAGCAUGCUGCAUCUGUGGUCUGAUCGGUGGAAUCCUCAACUUCCAGUUUGUUCGGGCGCUGAACAAACGACACGACUCCAUGCACUCGAUCCAUUUGGCUGCCAUGACUCUGGCCUGUCUGGGGAUCUCCUCCUGUACUUUAUCCACGUGGCUGACCUGUCGUCUGGCCAGCUCUGAGCAGCAGAGGAUGUUCCUGGAGCGGGAACACUCGUUGCACCACUCUCACGAGAUGACCGAGAAGGUAGGACAAGAGGAAAAAGAUGAGAUCCUGGACAACUCCAGUAAUGGCAUUCCUCAGAUUUCCUACAACGGACACACCACACCACCAUCACCAUGACGACGCAUCACCAAAGGCGACUUGCACAAACUUGAAACAGUGACAGUUCACGAAUUGCUUGCUGUCAGAAGAAAAUACAGCAUGUACUUACAUAUCUUGCGUCAUACACAGUAAGUAUAUCCUGACUGCAGGGAGUAAAACCAGGUUCUUUCGUCUUGGAGCACUUUUUCUUCACCGCUGUAUAAGAAAGACAUUCUGACAAACUGCUUCUGAAUAAUUAUGCAAACCAGGAUGGAGAGCUGCCAUUUGGUUGAUAAUUCAGGUGACAAACAUCUGUGUGACAUCAUCUGACCUUUAAACUAAUGAGCGGGAAAUGGAUAGAUUUUAUCCAAUCGGAUGCCUCAAAGUGAUGAGCACAAACCAAGCAUGCAGCUGAUUCACUUGUUUUGAAGAGCUACUGCUAUUUCAGUCUCAAUGUCCUUAUUCUUCUCUCUGUCUUGUUAUGGGUUUAUGGAAUGCAGUGUCAAGAUAGCCUACAGUAAACUGUACGUAUUGUCUGAUAAUGGAAUGCUUUGACAUGAAAAUACAGUGAUGCGCAAUGUACUGUACUGUAUAUCCAUGCUUGUAUAUCA